This is a messenger RNA of Saprolegnia diclina VS20, 1983 nucleotides long. RefSeq lists its product as hypothetical. The coding region runs from base 23 to 1891 and encodes 622 amino acids. Gene Ontology annotation, cellular component: cytosol; nucleus. The transcript has a single exon. NCBI's taxonomy places the organism in Eukaryota, Oomycota, Saprolegniomycetes, Saprolegniales, Saprolegniaceae. Gene Ontology annotation, biological process: protein deubiquitination. Gene Ontology annotation, molecular function: cysteine-type endopeptidase activity; cysteine-type deubiquitinase activity. The record is from RefSeq and is a predicted model, not a curated record.
GGCCGACGACCCGACCACCACGAUGAUGCUUGCGACCGGGACGACGGUGCAGCUCAAGACCGCAGCCAUGCUGGUCAAGGAGCGGCGGAUCGAGUUCCGCCGGGCGCGCAAGGCCGCCAACGCCGGCGCCGCGGUCGUCGUGGCCGGCGACAAGGCGGCCAAGGGCGCGAAAGCCAAGAGCAGCUCGCUCAUUGACGUGCAUGAGAUCCACCGCGUUGUCAAGUGGAAGGUCCCGCGCAAGAUUGGGCCGGGUCUCUCGAACCUCGGCAACACGUGCUACCUCAACUCGGUGCUGCAGUGCCUCCUCUACUCGCCGGCGCUCGUCCAGUACUUGCUGCCCCGCGCGACGGCAAAGGCGACGCCGCAGCUCAAGUCGGGCUUUGCGGCCGAGAAGGUCAUGGCCCGGCUCAUUGCGCAGAUGCACGCGUCGAAUGCGCCGCGCGUCGUGCAGCCGCGCGAGCUUGUCGUGAACCUCAAGCAGAUUGCCAAAUUCUUUCGCAUUGGCCGCCAAGAAGACUCGCACGAGUUCUUCCGGCACCUCCUCGAUGCAAUGCACAAGCAGGCGCUCAAGGCCGCGGGUCUCAAGGACGACAACUCGCCGCUCUCUCUCUCGACGCUCGUGCACUCUGUCUUUGGCGGCUCGUUGCGCUCGUACGUGCAGUGCGCCAAGUGCAAGUACGUCUCGGAGCGCCUCGAGCCGUUCCUUGACCUCUCGCUCGAGAUCUCGUCGGGCAUCUCGACGAUCGCCAACGCGCUGCGACACUUUACAGCGGUGGAAACGCUGGAUACAGAGAACGCGUGGAAGUGUUCGGGCUGCAGCCAGCGCAGCCGCGCGAGCAAGGGCCUCUCGAUCCACAGCGUCCCGAACGCGCUUGUGCUUCAUCUCAAGCGCUUUGACGUCUUCCGCGGCAAACUCAAAAAACACAUUGCCUUCGAUGACGUCCUCGACCUCAACCUCGGCGGGUCGGUGCUGAGCGCCAAGUGCGCCGAGAAGAAGCUCGCGCGCUACAAGCUCACGGGCGUCCUGGUGCACUCGGGCAUGUCGCCCGACUGUGGUCACUACUACGCAUUCGUCAAAAGCCCGGCCGGCCAGUGGUUUGAAAUGAACGACGAGAGUGUCCGCAUGGUGCAGCUGCAGACCGUGCUCUCACAGCGCGCGUACAUGCUCUUCUACACGCGGGACACGGUGCCCAAGGCGCCGACACCCGAGCAACCGGUGGCCGCCGCACCGUCACCGACACUGACACCGACACCGGUGGUCGACGAAGCGGUCCCGACCAAGGUCGUUGUCGACAAGGACGAUGAUGUGACGUCGGAAGAGAGCGUCAGCGACGACGACGACGAGCGCACUGUGGUCGAGAACGAGCCCGAGCUCGUCAAGGGCGGCUCGCUCAAGACCGUCAUGACGCCAAUGGCCUUUGCGCCCACCUUUACGGGCCGCAUCGGACGCUUGUCCCGCUUCGGAGCCCCGUGGAAGCGGUACGUCGUGCCCCGGCGCAGGCCCAAGGCGCCGGUCGAUGUCCAAGCUGCACCGGUGGUCGUUUCCAACAAGCCGGCUGCCGAGCCGAUUGCGAUCAACCCCAAGACCCUCAACAAGAACAGUCUCUUUGGCGCCGAAGUGCCCCAGUGGAACGACGACGCAGUCGAUGACGCGACGCCGCUCGACGCGCAGAGCAUUGCGCUGCAGACGGAGCACAACAAGAAGGUCCGGCUGCUCAACCAAGAAGUUUUCAAGCACAAGAAGAAGGUCGGUCUGGACCUCUGGGACCAAACGCUCGACCUCGGCAAGAUCAAGAAGGUCAAGAAGCGCAAGGAGUUUGUCGCGAACGAGGGUGCGACCAACCAGUUUCAGCGGGCGCUCGAGGUCAAGAAGAAGGCCAAGCGUGUAUGAUGAUGAUGGACACUUGCGCCCGCAACUGCGCCUUAGACGAUAAACGAACCUCAGAAGGAUCCGAAUAUAUACCUAGUAUUAUGACUGUACAA